Molecule: messenger RNA, 762 nt
Organism: Malurus melanocephalus (red-backed fairy wren)
Lineage: Eukaryota; Metazoa; Chordata; Aves; Passeriformes; Maluridae
Product: sushi, nidogen and EGF-like domain-containing protein 1
Exons: 4
Biological process (GO): cell-matrix adhesion
Source: RefSeq, a predicted model, not a curated record
AUCCCCACAGUGCUGUUCCCACCCGUUCCCGGUGUCACUCCAGGUGAACAACAACGGGGUGAUCUCCUUCGAUGAGCCCCUCAGACAUUACAGCCCCGAGCCCCUCCCCAUGACAGACGGGCAGCCUUUCGUGGCGCCCUAUUGGGCGGACGCGGACAACGUGCUGGGUGGGGACAUCUUCUACCGCCAGAGCACCGAGCCGGCGCUGCUGGCGGCCAUCAGCCAGGACAUCGGCCACUACUUCCCCAAAAGCCUCUUCAUGGCCACCUGGGCCUUGGUGGCCACCUGGGACCACGUGGCCUACUAUGGCUCCACCUCGGAAAAGGGAAACACCUUCCAGGCUGUGCUGACCACUGACUCCAAGAUGUUCUACGUCAUCCUCAACUAUGGGGACAUCCAAUGGACCACGGGGGCGGCGAGUGAUGGGGACACUGAGACGGGACUCGGAGGGACCCCAGCACAUGCGGGAUUCAAUAGCGGUGAUGACACCAACUUCUACAACAUUCCCGGAUCCCAAACCGAUGCAGUCAUCAACAUCACCACCACCUCCAACGUCAAGGUCCCGGGAUGCUGGGUCUUUCGGGUGGACGACUUCCAGGUGACAGGUGUGGACACCCCCCAGCCAAACAAGGACAAUGGCUGCUUGUUGUGAAUUGAGGGGAGUGGGGCACAGGGACACCACCACUGCCACCGUUGUCACCGAGGACAUUACUGCAAAGGUCAAUGUCAUGUCAACCUCCAGCAGAGCAAUAAAAUUGAAGC